Messenger RNA from Boeremia exigua, 637 nucleotides. RefSeq lists its product as uncharacterized. Gene Ontology annotation, cellular component: Cbp3p-Cbp6 complex; mitochondrion. The record is from RefSeq and is a predicted model, not a curated record. Gene Ontology annotation, biological process: mitochondrial respiratory chain complex III assembly. The transcript is spliced from 2 exons. Gene Ontology annotation, molecular function: ribosome binding. Lineage: Eukaryota; Fungi; Ascomycota; Dothideomycetes; Pleosporales; Didymellaceae. The coding region runs from base 53 to 493 and encodes 146 amino acids.
CAUAUUUUGGUGGAUUUAAUUGUUUGCCCGUGACGGCGACCACACUCACACCAUGGCGAGCACAGUAGCAAAGCAGUACACGCGCCUUCUGCGCCUCUGGCCGACCGACGCCCUGCGCCCAAACCUGCCCUUCACACGCGCCAUUGAAGCCCGCGCGCUGCCCUACGGCGUCGCCCCCCUCAGCCCGCCCACAGACUCCGCCCGCACGCCCGCCAAAACCUCGCCCGUCCCCUCGCCCGCCGACGUCAAACCCACCACCGCCUCCACACACGCCAACCCCAGCCCAGCGCAGGAGUCUGCACAGAUCACCGCCCUGUUCUCGCUGCUGGAAAACAGAUACGCAAAGAAAUACCCGCUGAGCGACGCCGUGUUCAAGCCCACGAGUGCACCCGAGCACUACACCGAGCUGAUGGCUGAGAUCGAGCGUGCGCCGCUGAAGACGUGGUGGCAGGCGAAGGUCGACGAGUGGAAGAUGAAGAUUAGGUGGAAGUAGGCGCUUUGGACUGUACAACAUGUGUAUUAUUGGAGCAUUAGUCUGGUGUUGUAACAUGUAGGAUAAGAUGGCCAAGUACAGCGCUUCGAAUGUUAAAUGAUAUCCACUUCACGUCACUUCAUGAAAAUAGUGGCCACAAACUUC